Lycium ferocissimum is the source of this 1460-nucleotide messenger RNA. Its product is annotated as AT-hook motif nuclear-localized protein 1-like. The record is from RefSeq and is a predicted model, not a curated record. The transcript has 5 exons. Gene Ontology annotation, molecular function: minor groove of adenine-thymine-rich DNA binding. Bases 315 to 1286 code for a protein of 323 amino acids. NCBI's taxonomy places the organism in Eukaryota, Viridiplantae, Streptophyta, Magnoliopsida, Solanales, Solanaceae.
GAUUUUUAAGUAACAAGGAGGAAAAAAUAUUUUUUUGUUAAUUUUCUAAUAUUUUCGAAGAUUCUUGGAGUUAUUUGUGCUGUUUUCACUUUAGGAAAAUGAUGGGUUUUUGAGUAAAACGUGAAAGAAUUUUUUUCUUAGUAUUUUCUUGGGUUUUUUUUUUUUUUUUUUUUUUUUAAAUGUUCUUGGAGGUAUUUUUGCUGUUUUCACUUAGCAAAAUGAUGGGUUUUUGAGUAAAAGGUUAAAACAAAAUCUUUUUUACUUUGAGUGAUUCUCUUGGUGAUUUUUUUUUUUUUUUUUUUUUUUUUAAAGUUAUGGAGGGAAGAGAAAAUAUGAGUAGUAUGAGUGGAGUAACAGUAGUGGGAUCAGAUGCACCAUCAGAUUACCAUGUAGCCCCUAGGACUACAAACAUUGAAUCAAAUCCCACACCUCAUAUAAUGAGAGUUGUUUCACCUCCAAGUGGUGUUGGUGGUGCAGCAAUGGUGGAUAUAGUGAAGAAGAAAAGGGGUAGACCAAGAAAGUAUGGACCAGAUGGGGCACUUUCACCUAAGCCGAUAUCGUCGGCGGGCCCCCCAUCCUUGGUAGGCCCGGUGAUUGAUUUCUCGGCGGAGAAACGGGGGAAAAUCAGGCCGGUUGGGUUGGUUAGUAAACCUCAUAUGCCUAAGUUGGAUGUUGAAACUUCAGGUGAAUGGGUCUCAUGCUCUGUUGGUGCUAAUUUUACACCCCAUAUAAUCACCGUUAAUACUGGAGAGGAUGUCACGAUGAAGAUUAUUUCAUUCUCUCAACAAGGGCCUCGAGCAAUAUGCAUUCUCUCAGCAAACGGUGUAAUUUCAAGCGUUACGCUACGUCAACCUGACUCUUCUGGUGGCACAUUGACAUAUGAGGGCCGGUUUGAGAUACUGUCACUGACCGGAUCAUUUAUGCCAUCCGAGACGGGAGGAAUGAGAAACAGAUCUGGCGGAAUGAGCGUUUCUCUAGCAAGCCCUGAUGGACGUGUUGUUGGAGGUGGAGUUGCCGGUCUACUAGUUGCUGCCGGUCCUGUGCAGAUUGUUGUGGGAAGCUUCCUUGCUGGAAAUCAACAUGAGCAAAAGACUAAGAAAAACAAACUGGAGCCUAUAGCAGCUGCUGUUGUUCCUUUAUCUAGUACAGAUAUUGAAGGACCUUACAAUAAUCACUCUUCUGCAAAACCAACUAUGCCCGCUUCCUCGAUUAACUGGUCAUCGUCGGUGGCACCCGACUCGAGAAAUAAGCCGGCUGACAUCAACGUAACGCUGCCUGCGUCGUAGGGUAAAUCUUUCGGGUUUUGGUAUUCGAUCCUUAAUUCUCACAUCCAUUUGUUGUUAACUUGUUUGUCAGCCUCGUGUGCGGGGCGUGUCAUUUUCCAGUUGAGGUCUGUGUAGUAAUUCGAACUAGUAUUCGUCGUAGUUUUAUUUUUCUUUCUAUUCGAUCGUUCCUUGUAG